Messenger RNA from Thyridium curvatum, 873 nucleotides. RefSeq lists its product as uncharacterized. Gene Ontology annotation, biological process: mitotic cell cycle. The record is from RefSeq and is a predicted model, not a curated record. The coding region runs from base 1 to 873 and encodes 290 amino acids. NCBI's taxonomy places the organism in Eukaryota, Fungi, Ascomycota, Sordariomycetes, Thyridiales, Thyridiaceae. The transcript has 3 exons. Gene Ontology annotation, cellular component: mitotic spindle; DASH complex.
AUGUGCUGGUGUACUGGCACCCAAUCCUGGACCUCCACACAAGCAGGCUUCGAGCUUUGCGGCGCAAAAAAGGGUCCCUUGGAUGUACGGAGUGUACUCGCUAGCAACAUUGCUGCCCAGAUUCCACAAUUCCCCUACACUACAACCAGGCCCUUGCAGCAGCAAAUCCACGACACGCUCUCGCCGGCCAUGGACUCGUCCGAUCUCUUCACCUCGUCCCCGGCAAAAGCAGACCCUGCUUCCGACUCCGAGGACGGGCCCAAGACCCCGACCAAUCAGAAUGUGCGAUUCGACGCAGAGGAGGUGCGCGAGGCCGCCCUGCGGCGAGAGUUGGAAGGCGUGCGCAACAUCAACGAAGUCAUCGAGGGCGUGCUGGGGACUCUGGAGCGGGCCAAGGGCAACAUGAAUAAUGUCUCUCAGACGGUGAACAAUGCGUCAACCUUGCUCAAUACCUGGACGAGGAUAUUGUCGCAAACCGAACACAACCAGCGCUUGAUACUCAACCCGGAGUUCAAGGGCGCGACACAGGACCUGCUGGAGAUAGAAAGCGAGAACCUGCGCAAGCAGCAGGAGGCGGAGCGCAAGGCCGAGGAGCUGGAGCGCCGAAGGGAAGCCGCCCGCCGGAAGGCCGAGGAGGACGAGCGACAGAGACUAGUGGCUCCCUCUUCGACUUCGUCGAGUAGAGGACUCGCUCGGGGAACUAGAUCGCGUGGAAGAGUGUACUCCCGGGGCUCAGGCAUCGGCCGCGGAGGCAGCACGAGCGGAUCGAUGUCGGACACCAGCACAUCAAGUCUGCAGCGCACACGGAGCGGGUCAGGCAUAGGAAGGGGUUUCGGUGGCACGAGAGGAACGCGGGGAAGAGGUGUCAGGUAA